Molecule: messenger RNA, 540 nt
Organism: Camellia sinensis
Lineage: Eukaryota; Viridiplantae; Streptophyta; Magnoliopsida; Ericales; Theaceae
Source: RefSeq, a predicted model, not a curated record
AUGAAGGCUUCAAAACUUGUGGUAUUCAGCGACUCCAAGCUGGUUAUCAAUCAGGUCUCUGAGGAAUAUGAGGCCAGGGAUGAAAGGAUGGCUAUGUAUCAAGCACUGAAUUUCAUCACCCAGUCUGGCAUCCCGAAAGCUCUCAUUUCGGAUGAUGGCACUCAGUUCGACGAAAAAUGUUUUCGCGAGUUUUGCGAGGAGUUAAAGAUUGAGUUCUACAAUUCAACACCGGCCUACCCCCAAUCAAAUGGUCAAGCCGAAGCUUCAAACAAAACCAUCUUGGACCGGCUGAAGAAGCGAUUAGAGAAGGCCAAAGGGAAGUGGGCUGAGAAACUUCCCAAUGUGCUCUGGGCAUACCGUACUACACCAAGGCGCUCAACCAGGGAAACUCCAUUUGCCUUGGCAUACGGCAUGGAGGCAGUCAUACCAUUGGAGAUUGGCAUGCCAACCAACCAAAGAAAGAAAGGAACGGGCUCUAAUCCACAUAGCAACUUACGAACAAGAGCUCUCCAAGAAAUACAACAAGACUGUGCAUCCUAG